Molecule: messenger RNA, 3527 nt
Organism: Wyeomyia smithii (pitcher-plant mosquito)
Lineage: Eukaryota; Metazoa; Arthropoda; Insecta; Diptera; Culicidae
Gene: Etl1
Product: SWI/SNF-related matrix-associated actin-dependent regulator of chromatin subfamily A containing DEAD/H box 1 homolog
Exons: 8
Coding region: 365-3013 (882 amino acids)
Cellular component (GO): nucleus
Molecular function (GO): DNA binding; ATP-dependent chromatin remodeler activity; chromatin binding
Source: RefSeq, a predicted model, not a curated record
CAUUGCGAUGGGGUUAGCAAAGUAACAUUUCACUCGCGCGAGACUUCCUUGGCUGGUUCCAUGUUGCAGAAUAGAUUUAAGUUUUCUAACUUCAUCGGCUAAUACAAGGUUUUAAAAUAUCAUCAGCGAACAAAUUACCGUCCUGGAAGUUUGCGGAAGUAUUUUUUGUUGAGAGAUUUAAACGGUUUGAGUGUAAAAUAGUGUUAGGAAUUUGUGUCAAAUAUUGAAGCGUUCUCCGACGCCGUCGUGUUCGUGUUUUUCUUGAAACUAAAAAUUGCAUGGAAAAGUGUUCACUGUAACCGAGACAUCUGCCUGUUGUUUUAUUUUUAAUUUUUAAUAGGCAGUUUAGUUCUUUUCGCAUAAAAUGUCUCUUCGUCAGUACCGAAAACCGACACACAGCGGAUUAAACGGAACUGCAGCCGAAGGUUCUGUGAAACUGGAGCUAGUACCAGGUAAACUCCGUAUUCAAACUAUAGCAGACAGUGAAAGCGAAGGUGAAAGUACAUCUACGAAGUCUCCAACGGGUUCAUUAUUGGUGUCCCCAGUUCCUAUUCCUAAAGUUGGAAUCGUAUCUGUUUCGACUACCAGUAGCGAGGCAACCUCUUUGCCUCAGAAUAGCGUUGCACCACCUUCAACAUUAAGUACGAAUUCCGCGCCUAUUCUUACAAUAAGAGAUAAAGAACUUUGCCUUCAAAAAGUACGGGGUGAGCGGCCAGACGUUGACACGAUGGUGGUUCAGGAUACUCUUGUGCGAAACAAAUGGAACGUUGAACAAACUUUAGAGGAACUGAAGAAUUACACUUCUACAAAAAGACGCAUCCCUGAUACUUCUCCCGCUGCGAUGGUUCAUCGGGCUGUUAUGUUGAAUACCAACAAACCGAGUACUCAACCUGCCAAAAAACGUCGCGUCAAUCCGGUAAAUAAUGGCAGUGACAGUGAUGAUAAUUCAGAUCGACCUCAAGAGCGUGUGUUCGACAGUGAUGAUGAAAGCGACGCAGACAACUAUACGAUGUCUCGGGACCGAAAAGGUGUUUUUGAAUUUCUCAAUAAAGCGACAGUAACUGAACUCUCGUUUGUGAAAACAUUGUCCACGAAGAAAGUCGAUUUGCUUACUGAAAUGCGACCAUUCAAUACUUGGGACGAAUUGGUUAACGCUCUAAAAUCGCACAAAUCGUUGAAAACUGAUAUUCUCAAUCACACGCAAGAAUAUCUCACGCGUAGGAAUAAUCUUGUAACGAUUCUGAACAAAUGUCGUAAAAUGGUCCAAAAGUUGGAGGCGGCGAUAACAGUUGGCGGUGGCCUAACAGAACAACCAUCGAACAUUCCAGAAGGGUUUAAGCUAGCUGAAUACCAGAUGGUUGGUCUAAACUGGUUAACAAUGAUGCAUCGAAGCAAUAUGAACGGAAUUUUAGCCGAUGAAAUGGGUUUAGGAAAAACCAUUCAGGUGAUAGCGUUUUUAGCCUAUCUUAAAGAAAACGAUCUCAAUGAUCAACCACAGUUGAUCGUUGUUCCUUCCUCAACCUUGGACAAUUGGGAUAACGAGUUACGCAAAUGGUGCCCGGAGCUUAUCGUCAUGAAAUACUAUGGUAGUCAAGAGGAGAGACGCUGCAUACGAAUCGAUUGGGCCAAGAACGGAAUAUCCGAUGUGGAUGUAGUGUUAACCACGUACCACAUGAUGGGUGCUUCCGGUGAAGAGAAGAAAAUGUGGCGUGUAACUCCUUUUCAGUAUGUGAUAUUUGACGAAGCGCAUAUGCUGAAGAAUAUGACUACUCAGCGCUACGAAAAUCUGUUACGUAUUCGAGCCGAACGCCGUAUUUUGCUUACUGGAACGCCAUUGCAAAAUAAUUUGUUGGAAUUGAUGUCUUUGUUGUGCUUUGUUAUGCCGAAACUUUUCGGUGGAAAAGUAGAAGAUAUAAAAGCAUUGUUUCAGGGUAAAAUUAAAAGUGGCGAAGAUAAAACUACGUUUGAAAAAAAUCAAAUCGAACGCGCAAAACAAAUUAUGAAACCGUUCAUUCUGCGACGGUUAAAAAAAGAUGUGUUGAGUUUUUUGCCUGCCAAAACGGAGAAAAUUAUAAAGGCAACUAUGUUGGAUUCACAGAGGGAAAAGUAUAAUACGCUUGUCAGUGAAUACCAGGAAGCCACCGGCUUGUACAAGGCAUAUUCCGAAAUAAGUGGUAUGUCUAUUAUGAUGGACAUGCGAAAGCUGGCCAAUCAUCCUCUACUGUUAAGGUAUUAUUUUUCUGAUGCCGAUGUGCGAAAAAUAGCCCGCAAGCUUGCAGGCGAUUCCGACUGGAAGGGAAAUAAUAUCGACGAAACGUUCCAAGACAUAGCGUACCUUUCCGAUUUUAAACUAUACCAGCUGAAACAAAAAUAUACUAGUUUGUAUGAUUUGCAAAUACCCGACAAGCUUAUUUUGGCUUCGGGCAAAUUUAAUCAAUUGGACGAAUUGCUACCGAAACUGAAGAGCGACGGCCAUCGAGUGCUGAUUUUCAGCCAAUUUGUUAUGAUGCUGGACAUCAUAGAGAAGUACCUGGACAUCCGCAAACAUGGAUAUUUGAGGCUGGAUGGGCAAACGGCUGUCACGGAACGACAGGAACUGAUCGAUCAGUACACGCAGGACCCGAACAUCUUCGUGUUUCUUCUGUCCACUAGAGCCGGUGGUCUUGGUAUUAAUCUAACUGCCGCUGAUACUGUAAUUAUCCAUGACAUUGACUUCAAUCCAUAUAACGAUAAGCAAGCAGAAGACCGAAGCCACCGAAUGGGUCAAUCGAAGCCAGUAACGAUUUAUAAAUUGAUCUCGGAAGGUACGAUAGAAGAAGGUAUGCUGAUGAUUGCUCAGGAGAAACUGCAACUUGAAAAGGAUGUGACAGAAGAAGAAGGAGCUGACAAGAAAGAAGAACAUAAAUGCAUGGUUCGGCUAUUGACUAUGGCACUUGGUAUGGACGAGAAUAAAGCAGAGACUAUUCUAAUGAAUAAGUCCCCCAAAAAGAAACACGAGGAAGAGGAAUUUUAAGUGCUGUUUAUAUGCGGUCCCAUAGCCAUCAGUUAUAAAGUGAUGUAAUUUACUUAAGUAUUCUCAAUCAUGUUUAUUUUUAAUUGUAUUUCUAUCAAACAACAACAAUUGUAUCAAAGUUACAGCGAAAUGAACUGUCACUGUCAGCAAUGAUAAACAUGGCAAUAAUACCAAUGUUCUCUCAGUUUAUCCGAUGAAGGUUUCAACCAGGCAUUCAGAUAAGCUUAUUUUAGUUUUUUCCCUUAAUUAUGUAUACAGUUUCCAUGAGGCACAUUCUCGUUAGAUUUAUGAAUGAAAUAUUUAAUUGCAUUAUAAGAUAUGGAUACGUUACGACGAAUUAAGUGAUAAAUAGCUAUAUAAUUUUAAAUCACCUCUUUUCCUUUUUGAUGAUGAAACAUAAAACACACACGUGAAUAAACAACAGAAACAAGAAUAUGGAGUGGAAGUGGCCAAAAGGGUGCAACGUCUACUGACAACUGAAGUUUUGUUAAACAAAUUUUGUUUUUGCUAACUA